Penicillium atrosanguineum is the source of this 2091-nucleotide messenger RNA. Its product is annotated as acetoacetyl-CoA synthase. Gene Ontology annotation, biological process: lipid metabolic process. The coding region runs from base 1 to 2091 and encodes 696 amino acids. Gene Ontology annotation, cellular component: cytosol. The record is from RefSeq and is a predicted model, not a curated record. Gene Ontology annotation, molecular function: acetoacetate-CoA ligase activity. NCBI's taxonomy places the organism in Eukaryota, Fungi, Ascomycota, Eurotiomycetes, Eurotiales, Aspergillaceae. The transcript is spliced from 4 exons.
AUGUCGGCCUAUUCGGCAAUCUCUCGCAAGCUCUGGGAGCACCCUGACCCCGAGUCAACAGCGAUGGCCCAGUUCAAGCGAAGCUUAGAACAAUCCAAAGGCGUGAAACUACCAGAUUACAAUGCCAUGUACCAAUGGUCCAUCACACAUCGUACCUCAUUCUGGGAUUUCUGCUGGAAGUACUUCCCCAUCAUCCACGAAGGGACCUACGAGCGUGUUGUUGAUGAAACAGCUCGCAUUGACAGUAUCCCCGACUGGUUCUCGGGAAUUCGGCUCAAUUUUGCUGAGAAUGUUCUCUUCACUUCGGGUCCCGGUGAAUCCAUUACGAAAGUUGGCAAGGAAGAUGACAAAAUUGCUAUCACGGAAGUUCGAGAGGGUGAUGCUGAGCCUGCUGUUAAUCUUACUUGGAAGGAGUUGAGGAAGCGAACUGGUCGAGUGGUUCAGGCUUUGAAAGUCGCUGGUGUGAAGCGUGGAGAUCGAGUUGCUGUUGUUGCUAGCAAUAGUAUCGACACUAUGACGAUCUUCCUUGCGACCACAGCCCUCGGUGCUCUCUUCUCAUCCACGUCUACUGAUACAGGUGUUAAGGGGAUUCUAGAUCGUCUUAUACAGAUCGAUCCUCGAUGGGUCUUCGUCGAUGAUACGACCGUGUAUAAUGGGAAAACAGUCGAUCUUCGACCCAAGAUCACUCAGAUCGUGGAAGGUUUGAAUCACAUCAAGGAAUUCCAGGGCGUUAUUUCUAUUCCCAGGUUCAGAGGUCGUCCUGCGGAUGUGAAACACAUCCCACGAACCCGAACACUGGCAGAGUUCCUCUCCACCGCAUCUUCCGAUGAGCUGGAGUUUACUCGAGUCGGGUUCCGUGACCCGUUCUUGAUUGUUUACUCUUCGGGAACUACUGGUGAACCGAAGUGUAUCGUUCACUGUGUCGGAGGUGUCCUACUAAAUACAAACAAAGAGGCCAAACUUAAUCGCAGCAUGGAUGCCACUGCUACUGUCUUGCAGUAUACUACGACCGGAUGGAUUAUGUAUAUGUCCUGUGUUUCUGCGCUGAUCUUUGGCGCGAGGCCGAUUCUCUACGAUGGAAGUCCGUUCUUGCCUGACAUCACAAUUCUGGUCAAGUUACUGGAAACACACAAGGUCACGCAUUUCGGUACAUCACCUCGAUGGAUGCAGGAACUACGCAAAAACGGGAUCAGUCCUCGCAAGAUUGCCGAUCUUCAACACCUGAGAGGAGUCACUAGCACCGGAAUGGUUCUCUCCGAGUCGUUAUCCGAAUGGUUCUACGACGAGGGAUUUCCACCACAUGUACUCCUAGCCAAUAUCUCUGGAGGCACCGAUCUUGCAGCGUGCUUCGGUCUCGAGAAUCCGAUUUCUCCCCUUUACGUGGGUGGAUGCCAAGGCCCUAGCUUGGGUAUUCCUAUCGCUGCGUUUGAGCAAGUAGACGAAGGGGUCACCCAGGUCAAAGGCACGAAAGCACCAGAUGGUGAACCCGGUGAGAUUGUCGCGACUGCGCCAUUCCCUAGUAUGCCUGUAAAGUUCUGGGGUGAUAAAGAUGGGAAGAAGUACUUCAAUGCCUACUUUGCUCGAUUUGAUAAUGUCUGGACACAUGGCGACUUUAUCGCUAUUAACCCAAAUACCCACCAGGUCCUCUUCCUCGGUCGAUCAGACGGCGUAUUGAAUCCAUCCGGUGUACGGUUUGGAUCUGCGGAGAUCUACAACGUGAUCGAUACCCAAUUCUCAGAAGAGAUUGUCGACUCCGUUUGCGUUGGUCAACGGAGACCCAAAGAUACAGAUGAAUCCGUGAUGCUGUUCUUGCUCAUGCGUCCUGGCUUCAAGGCGAACCAGGCAUUAAUGACGCGUAUCAAAGACGCUAUUCGCAAGGCACUUAGUGCUCGACAUGUACCGAAAUACAUUUUUGAGACCCCUGCUAUCCCGGUUACCGUGAACCUGAAGAAGGUCGAAUUACCCGUUAAGCAAAUUGUCUCUGGAAAGAAGAUCAAGCCAUCUGGUACCUUGUUGAACCCAGAAAGCCUGGACUUCUACUACCAGUUUGCGGAUAUUGAGAAGAUGCUUCAUCCCCAGGCGAAGCUAUAG